Arctia plantaginis is the source of this 1074-nucleotide messenger RNA. The record is from the annotation of a GenBank genome assembly. NCBI's taxonomy places the organism in Eukaryota, Metazoa, Arthropoda, Insecta, Lepidoptera, Erebidae.
AUGUAUACAGAAGUGGAUGUAUUUGUUAGUAAUUAUACGUUAAUAGAUCCUGAAAUAUAUCAGCUAUGGAUUGAUGGAUGCUCGUCAAGUGAAGCGGUAUGCACACUGCACCAAAGAGGCUUUGCUAAGGAAUACGGAGCAACCGUUGAAUUGAUUGCUAGUGAUGUGCUUGACCAUUACAGGACUUUCGCUCUUUUGGAACGUCUCCUCACAGUACCAUCAAAGCUUUCGGAACAGAUGAUCUUCCAAAUUGAUGAUGCCACAAAACAAAUGUUGAUUGAAAAAUAUUAUGACCUCGAUGAUGCCGUAAUCAGAGAACUGCUUGGACGCAAACUGUCUUCUAGACACAGGAAAGAUUUGGACGAGGUGUCAGAACGAUCUGGUGCUCCGUUGCGUUGCUGCCGGCGCCAGUUCGACAACGUCCGUCGUGUGUUCAAGACCGUGGAAGAGAUGCCAGGAAAUGUGGUCGCCAAUAUCCGUAGCACCUUCCUGCUGUCUGAACCUUUGGCUAAAAAAUAUGGCGCUGUGGUCUUCAUCGCUUGCAUGAGAUUCGAGACUGCCAAAAGGAAGCUGCAGUAUUUAUCAUUUAACGAUUUCUAUCAUUGCGCACAGGCCAUCAUGACAAGUUGGACAUACAGCUGCACUGGUCCAGAGUACUAUGACACUGAGAUGGACAGAGAAUUUCUCCUGGAGUUGCGGGAGUUGAGGAUACUCCUAGACAAGGAGAAGGAGCAUAAACAUUUAAUAUGCAUGAGAUUGAGACCAAAGCUGUUGGAGAAGUCAUACCAAGAGUUGGAGCUUAAUUUUAGGUUGUACACCCGGGCGCUGGUCGGGUUGGCCUGCAACCUACACCGGGGCAGGGAACUUAGAUCUUUGUUCAUUGAUUUACUUGAAAGGUGUGUGGAGCCACUGAGACUCGGUUCGUGGCCAAAGACAGACCUGGCGCAGUUCCUAUGUGCCUACGAACAGUGUGCUUUACAAAUGGAUGUUUUAAGGGAAGCUGACCUGAAGAGCGUGUGGGAGCGAUAUAUGCGCGUUAUAAGCCAAUGUUUAUUGACUAUGUAUCAUAUCUAA